Molecule: messenger RNA, 2589 nt
Organism: Danio rerio (zebrafish)
Lineage: Eukaryota; Metazoa; Chordata; Actinopteri; Cypriniformes; Danionidae
Source: RefSeq, a predicted model, not a curated record
CUCUGUCCUCUUGCUAACUGGCUAUGCCAACAAAAACAGCACCUAAGAAGGCAAAGGGCUUCAGGACUGUAAGUUCAGAGGAAAGUUUACAGACUUCAUUUCCAGAUGGCCAUUUAAGUCCGAUUCGUUUGCAAAACGUGACGUUUUGUUGUGGAAAUUUGGCUCAGGUUUUUAAGCUAGACCAAGCAUCAAUUCCUCAGCCCCAGGGAUCAUGGCCAAAGAUGCUGGUCUGAUUGAGGCCAAUGGGGAGUUGAAGGUUUUCAUUGAUCAAAACUUGAGCCCUGGCAAAGGUGUGCUGUCUUUAGUAACGGUGCAUCCACAGGCUUUGACUGUUGGAAAACAGCUGUUGCCAAAAACACUGGGCCCUUCCAACGUGAACAUUGCACCACAUAUGGUUAUUAGCACACCUCAGAGGCCCAGCGGCUCCAAUGUGAUCCUCAUGAACAGCCCACACACACCAAGCUCUCAGUUUAUUACCCAGAGUCAACCGUCAGAAGCCUCUCCUUGGUCUUCAGGAAAAAGGGGUAAGAAGGGGGAGAAGAAUGGGAAAGGCCUCAGACAUUUUUCCAUGAAGGUUUGCGAGAAGGUCCAGCGGAAGGGUGUCACAACUUACAACGAGGUUGCUGAUGAGCUUGUGGCCGAGUUCAGCUCUGGUGAUAAUCAUAUCUCUCCUAAUGAUGCGCAUGUGUAUGACCAGAAGAACAUUCGACGGCGUGUGUACGAUGCUCUCAAUGUGCUGAUGGCCAUGAACAUAAUUUCCAAAGAGAAAAAGGAGAUCAAAUGGAUUGGUCUGCCCACAAACUCUGCUCAGGAGUGCCAGAACCUGGAGGUGGAGAGGCAAAGACGUUUGGAGAGAAUCAAACAAAAACAGUCACAACUUCAAGAACUUAUAUUACAGCAAAUUGCUUUUAAGAACCUUGUACAGAGAAACCGCCAGAGAGAACAACAGACAAAAAGGCCCCCACCUGCCAACUCAGUCAUUCACCUGCCAUUUAUUAUCGUCAACACCAGCAAGAAAACAGUCAUUGACUGCAGCAUUUCCAAUGACAAGUUUGAGUACCUCUUCAACUUUGAUAGCAUGUUUGAGAUUCACGAUGACAUUGAGGUAUUGAAGCGCAUGGGCAUGGCUUGUGGUCUUGAGGUGGGCAAGUGCUCUGCUGAAGACCUGAAGACUGCUAGGAGCUUGGUGCCCAAAGCCCUGGAGCCUUAUGUCACAGAAAUGGCACAGGGACCUAUCAGUAAUGUCUACAUGACGGGGGCUUCAUCUGCAAAUGGAGGUGGCCGCUAUCAUGUAGGAGGUGACAGUGGGGCCGAUGCUACAAUGGCCUCUAGUUCUAAUGACUCCCACUACAGCGGCUCUCGGGUGGAGACUCCCGUCUCUUACAUGGGUGAGGACGAUGACGACGACGAUGAGUUUGAUGAAAACGACGACGAGGACUAAAAGCUCAGCCCUCCAUCAAACCUGUCCAUCGUGCACAAGUUCUUCCAGCUGCCAUGUCUGAGAAUUGAUCAACCACAUCGUUCUUUUAACUCUACUGCAACUCACUGUUUCUCUCACUCUCUGUCUGAGAAGGGCAUUGAAGAACACGGGCUUUAUCAGGAUGAGUUGUUUUCAUCCUCGUCUUUCUGAGCUCAGGACAAGCACAUCAUCAUAGGCCGUGUGCUUUGCCUACUGGGAAUUAUAGUUUUCAGCUGAAGGACUUUGCUGAAGUUCAGAGGUGUCACUUUGUUCUUUGUCGCAGCGUUUCCUCCUGGAUGUUAUUCGCUCUGAUCUGUGUGACCCUCCGAAAGAAAACCCAACCCCUCUUGCGUACAGCCUCGCGUGCUGUUGGAAAAUGUUGUGUGAUCUCUGUGUGAAGUAGUUCUCUUGUUUUGUUUUUUUGAAUGAUCUUUUUUUCCCCGAACAUGCUGGCUUGAUUUGCGUUCUGAUGAUUCGGAGACUAAUGAAUCGAAGAACGUUUUAAAGCUGGAUGCUAUUUUUUGCCCCAUGGAGGGCAGGUCUUUGGAUGUGUGGACUUUUUUCAUAUGCUGACCUGAUGUUUUCUUGCAGGCUUUUUUGUAGAAUCUCCUCCUGUGUGUGUUCGGCUCCUUGGCAUUCUGCAGAGCUCUACUUUUUUUGGAGGACUCUGAGAAGUCAGUCUAUUUGUUUGUUUGUUUCGAUUGUUCUUUCUUUCAGAGCUUCAUAGGCCAACCUGUCCUAGAGACACUGGAGGACAACGGAGAAACUUCAGUACCUAAAAGCAGUUAUAGGAAUAUAAAAAUGCGUUGUUUCUUAACCACAUGAUAUCAAGAUUUGUUUCUAGUGUCCUCUCUCGGCGUCAGUUAUACCUUGAAGCGUGUAAGGUUAAUGUUGUGUAUUAAAAAAAAAGAGAUAUGGGCUUUAGGUCUCUCUGGACUUCCCUUCGAAAAUUUCCUUUUGAAAAGAAAAGAAACUGAAUCCUUGUACUGACUCCUCAAAGUAACUUUUCUGUAAUCUAAUAUAAGUUUCAAAUUUAAAUAUAAAGAAUGUUUUAAGAAUUCAAACUCAUUGUGUUUAUUUGCGACACUAAUGUAAUACUACUAAUUUCAAUAAACUUUAUUUUAUAUAUC